AUGCAGACGUUGUUUUCUGUCAUGCUCAGGAAAAUGGACUACUACUCGGUAGAGUCGGCAGGGGGCGUCCUCGGACCGCUCAUGCUGUUCUGCUUCGUCUUGUUUUUCGCCAACGUCCUGGUCAUGAUGUUUCUGGCCUUUUUCGUCGACGCUGUGGGAACGGAGUACAUGGGGUGCUAUCAGGACAGUGAGAGCCGCGUGUUCCCGUGGGAACAUAUCCAGACUGGCGACAACAGCAUCAAGUCCUGCGGGCUGCACUGCAAGAAAAACGGAUACAUCUACUUCGGUAUGCAAUAUGCAAGCCAUUGCUUCUGUGGAACUGACAACAACUUCGCCAACUUGGGAACAGCAAGGCCCGAUUCUGACUGUUACAUGCCGUGCUCCGGAAACUCAGCAGAAAUGUGCGGCGGUUCAUUGCGGAAUUCUAUAUACAGGCCUGGGAGGAUAGCCAACAUUACAGCUUCAUCUUAUUGGGGUGAUUUUCAUCUCCCUACCCACGCUCGACUGGACUUCAAGGAAGUUUCCGGUACGCACGCCGGCGCAUGGGCACCCCAGCAAAGUAAUACAGACCAGUGGCUGAUGUUCGACCUUGGUCAAAGAUCAACCGUCGGCGUCCUCAGGACUCAAGGACGACAAGCCGGAAAUUACCAGUGGGUGACGUCAUACAGCGUGUCGUACGGGAAUUCCAGCGGAGACGAAAUGUGGUAUAAAGACGCGAACGGAGACACGAUAGUGUUCACGGGUAACAGUGACGGCAGCAGCCUGGUGACGCACGUGUUGACGGACUACAGCGGACCUUUCCACGCCCGAUACGUCAAGUUUCACCCCGUGACGUGGUCUGGGUGGGUCUCCAUGAGGGCAGACGUCGGGGAAGUUGCACCAGUUGGCUUCUGGCCGCUGAACAGGCACACCCAGCUGCGUGACGUCAGCGGAUACGGAAAUGACGCAACCGAUGUGGGCGUGUCCCUUGGGAGCGGUGUACACGGUGAGAGCGAAGGGGCGUACAACUUUUCCGGUAGCAGCACCUCCUACAUCGAGAUCCCCAACAACGGGGCACUGGACACCCGCUAUUCGGUGACAAUCCUGGCCUAUGUGUACCCCACAGGGACAGAUGGACCCAUCGUUAACUACAGGAUCAAUAACUACGGCGUUCAUCUUUGGCAAAUGGAAACAAACAAGUUGUUUGUAAGAAUGGCGACCCGUAGCCACGUUUUCACGAAUUCUAUAAACGUGGCGACACUGAAUCUAAACCAGUGGAACUUCGUCGGCUUGACCUACAGCUACUCUACGGGGAAGGUCAAAGCGUGGCAUGACGGGAUAGAAGUAGGAAGUCUUGACGUGGGCACGAUUGAGACAGAGACUCAGUACGACAUCCGGGUGGGGUACAGAUACGGGGAUGCCCGGGCUUUCCAGGGACGGAUCGCCUGUAUACAAAUUUACAACAUCCCUUUAAACGGCGAUCAGAUCAGGGACGCAGCAGGAAAAUGCAGAGCAGCAUCACAGCCGGUCGGUCUGUGGCCUCUGAACAAACAGUAUGGUCUGACGGACACGAGCGGAAACGGAAAUGACGCCACCGGUGAGGGUGUGGCUCUUGGUACCGGUGUGUACGGCGAGCCCGAAGGUUCCUACGUCUUGUCCGGCAACAGUAGCUCCUACAUAGAGAUCCCAAACGACAGGACACUGGACACCCGCUACUCUCUCACUAUCCUGGCCUCCGUGUACCCGACUGGACAGUCUGGACCCUUACUACAUUACGGAGACAGCGCGAGCGGAGUCCACAUGUGGCAAGACUCCACGUACUUCUUAAAAGCCAGCCUUUUUAGCAGAAAUGCAACCACCAGUCAGACCUCGCGGACACGGUGCCUCAAACCUGACCAGUGGAACUCCGUUGGUCUGACGUACGACUACAGCUCAGGCAUCCUGAAGCUUUGGUACGAAGGUCUGGAGAUCAGCAGUACCGACAUCGGCGUGUACCAGCUCGGGACCAACCACGCUGUCCGCAUCGGUGCCGUGGGGUCCGAUUCCUUCACAGGAAGCGUUUCCUGUGUACAGAUUUAUGAUGUUGCCUUAAACCAGAGCCAGAUAGAACACGCAGCAACACUGUGCACAGAUAACAACAUCGCCAUUGGGAAGACGGCGACACAGAGUAGUACCCAUAACUCCUUGUGGCUAGCACCGAAUGCCGUGGACGGGUACAAAGGAUCAAACGCGAACGUCCCCAAAUGUACACAUACACGGAACGAAUCCGAGCCGUGGUGGAAGGUGGAUUUGGGCGGAAGCUACGUCAUUGUACGAGUACGUCUGCUGAACAGGAGGAUCGUAGCAGGGCAGCGCCUUGAAGAGUUCCAAGUUCGAGUUGGAGAGGAUUCGGACAUUUCAAAGAAUACCAUCUGCGGGAGAACGACCAAUCAGCUCGACUAUCCUGCCGAGGGGCGGAGCAUCACCGUCGACUGCGCUCAGCCAAUCACUGGCCGUUACGUGUCCGUACAGCUGAUCGGCCGGACCAACUACCUUCAGUUGUGUGAAGUAGAAGUGUUCGUCGGUGAAGGAAAAGACGCAGGGUGGCUGACGUUGGACUUCUACUCAGUGAUCAACUCAACUGGGACCCCCCACGAUGACGGCAGUAUUGUUUAUGACGCCUAUAAGACGCGGGACGGGAACGUCUCCACCUACUGGCACCCAACAGGCGUGACUGACAACCAAUACUUCAUUACUUUUGAUUUGCAAGAAUACUAUUGGUUGUCCAAGAUCCGCGUGAUUGGCUACGAGGAAGAUGACGCAGCCACUCAUCACAUUUCCGCCUUCACCAUCAAGACAGCGCUGAACACAACGGGAAGUUGGACCGACGUCAUUUCCUUUUCCGGUUUGGCGGGGAGGCAGGUGAAGGCGUUUACAGGGUUUGUGGCAAUGAGUCGCUACUGGCGAGUGGACAUCACGGAAACUUCACACGGCCUUGAGCCGUACGUGGCCGAGAUCCAAUUCUACGGGCAUCUAGCCUAUCCUCGACAGACAUCAAGAGUGAUGACGUUCCCCUCACCCAAGUCUACAGCGAACUACGCCAGGCACCUAGCAUCCCUCAGUCAACCACUGACGGCGAUGACAACGUGUCUGCAACUGCGCAGUGACGACGCCAUUUUUGGUACUCCCGUCAGCUAUGAAAUGUCAGCCAAUGCAUUUAUACUGAUCGGACAAAGUACGGGGAAGUUUAGGAUAUAUGUGAAUGGCCGAAGUACUAAUGAGGUAGAACUUAUCAUCUCGUAUCAACGCUUCCUGUGCACCACGUGGUCCAGUACAGCGGGAGAAUGGAAGUUGUACGCAGACGGGACAGUAAUCGCCUCCGGAUCGGGGCUAGCACAAGGGACUAGCAUUCCGGCGGGAGGAGUCUGGAUUCUAGGCCAGGAACAGGACAGUCCCGGCGGAAGUUUCGACACUUCUAUGGCCUUUACCGGGGAAAUCUCUCUUCUGAACGUGUGGGACCGGGUGAUUACAGAGGCGGAGAUCGAAACGGCCAACAACGGCACAGCAGAGGGGAACAUCAUCAACUGGAGACAGGAUACAUUUCUGCUUUACGGACAAGUCACGAAUAGCAGCGGAUGUGAAGAUUCUAGAAGCACUGGUACUGAAAAGAGUUACCAGUGGGACAUCGCUCUUCCUGGGUCAUCGCCUUUGACCUUCAGUGUCAUGGCCGGAAAUGACGCACACAUCGCCUUGUCGUCACAAGCAGCUGUACUCAAUGACAUGUACGAGAUCGUCAUCGGUGGUUGGAACAACACACAGUCUGUGAUUCGCCGUGCACAGGACGGCGAGAACAAAGUAACAGUAUCAACACAAGAUGUUUUGUCAUCUGAUGAGUUCAGAGGCUUCUGGAUCUCCUGGGCAGAAGAUGGAACCAUCGCUGUCGGUCGGGAUGGAGAAAGCAGCCCGUUCAUGCAGUGGCGGGACCCUAACCCUCUCGGUAUUGGGUACUUCGGGUACUCAACAGGAAAUGGCAGUGCCGGAGAGUUUAGAUUCCCCUGUCAGCCAAAAUGA
Molecule: messenger RNA, 4029 nt
Organism: Branchiostoma belcheri (Belcher's lancelet)
Lineage: Eukaryota; Metazoa; Chordata; Leptocardii; Amphioxiformes; Branchiostomatidae
Exons: 17
Coding region: 1-4029 (1342 amino acids)
Source: RefSeq, a predicted model, not a curated record